Messenger RNA from Phytomonas sp. EM1, 192 nucleotides. The record is from the annotation of a GenBank genome assembly. NCBI's taxonomy places the organism in Eukaryota, Euglenozoa, Kinetoplastea, Trypanosomatida, Trypanosomatidae.
AUGGAGCAGGUCGAGGUGGUGGAGGAAUCGCAGACGAUGGUGCGCCACGAUCGACUUGAGGCGCAGCGGCUGCUCCGUCAGUUCGCGCAAGACGGCGACCUGGUCGCCCUCCACACGCUCAAAGACGUCUGGGAGGAAAAGUUGGAGGCGGCGAAGACGGCGGCAGGGAAGCAAACGGUCUUUCUGAACUAA